Messenger RNA from Anopheles marshallii, 309 nucleotides. RefSeq names its product ubiquinol-cytochrome-c reductase complex assembly factor 2. Gene Ontology annotation, cellular component: mitochondrial matrix. Gene Ontology annotation, biological process: mitochondrial respiratory chain complex III assembly. Bases 1 to 309 code for a protein of 102 amino acids. The transcript has a single exon. The record is from RefSeq and is a predicted model, not a curated record. NCBI's taxonomy places the organism in Eukaryota, Metazoa, Arthropoda, Insecta, Diptera, Culicidae.
AUGUCCCAGCACUACAAGAACUUUCUCAGUCUUCUGGAGCGGUGGCCUAUUGACAAAAGUAAGGUGGGCCGUGAUUUAGGUCAAUAUCUGCGAGAUCAGCUUACCGCCGUACUUGGUUCGUCCAACAUUGUUGCCGUAAAGGACGAUCGGCUGCAAAAACAGUUCCGCUCGUUGGAGAAUAUCGUGAACGACGUGCACGCCAAUCGUUAUCCGCGCAGUCUAGUUUCGACCGCAACCGGCCUUUCGGGUGAACAGUGCCGUGAGGUGCUUUCCACUGAGUUUCUACAGAUACUGCAUAAGAAAGCUUAG